CUUUCACUACUUCUGGCCAUAAGGCGGAAUGCAGCGCAUGAAAUCAGGGGCUUGGGGAUAUUUCUUUCCCCGUAGUGCGAAAAAGAGGGCCAGGUAUGAGACGAAACGCGUUCUAUGUACUCUCCUGGGAUGGCGCCACGCUUCAAGGUUGCAGCGCGCUUUUUUUUUUUUUUGUGAUUGCUGCAAUCCGCUUCUCUCUGCUCAACGAUCGCCACCUCCAUAAGCAAAGCAAGGCAAACCGAAAGACGAAAUAAAAUAAAGCUUACGGCUAAGCGACACGCGCGACUGGGAGAUCACGUGGUGUCGCGUGCGCGAGAAAGAGGGCAGCACUGUUCGGCACGCAAGUGCCUCCACACCUAGCGGCGUUCGCGGCAACUAGAUCGGGGUGCGGGCUUGCGGUGAAGCGGCUGGCCAGGGAGGGCAAGCUCCGGGGCUGGGGCUCUCUCGGUCGGCGUGUGUCGCAUUGGUGCGCGCUCGACCUCGGCAUGGGUCCCGUCGUAGGGCGUAGCUAGGACUCGCUGCUAGCAGCACUCGGUGCCCCGGCCUGCUCGAAGAAGGCGCAACCGGAGGAGGAUCAACGCAGUUUGCUUUCUCGGGCGAAAUAGGGAGAGAGUAGAAACAGAGGAAAGGCCGCGAUGACGGUGUCUACCGUGCUCACGACGACGGCAUCACCGCUUUUUAUGAUAUUGCUGCUUCUGCUACGGGCAGGGCGGCCAGACUCGUCGGCUGCGUUCGCUGCACCAUCUCCGGCCCCCGGUAAUGAUACAACGACCGCAGUCAGCGCCCCUGAGGCGACUUGCGAGUCGGACGCGGACUGCCGGCGACUGAGCUUCCAGGCUGCCACGGUGGGCGUCGGGUGCGACGUGUCGACGCACCGAUGCGUCUGCUCCAACCGGACGCUCGUGCUCACGCGCCGCGGGACGUGCCUGCCCAUUCGCAUGCUGGGACAACCCUGCCGGCGCAACGAGCAGUGCCUAAAAAUUGACAAGAACUCUGAGUGUGACGACGGCUUCUGCAAGUGCAAAGAUGGCUUCUUUCUAUUCAAUGACAUCAACGGCACAUACUGUUUACCAGACGUGGAGGUACAGACUAUGCAUCCUUACGGCUUGAUGCCCAAGGACAACAGCCUGUCAGAGGAAAACAUGGUGCCCAUUAUCGUCUGCCUGGCCAUCAUGUUCGUUGGCAUGUGCGUUGCCCUGCAGUUGUUCAGCAGGGCUCGUUUCCGCAACCAGCGCACUAUCUUCAACACUCCAAACCCGCGGCUGUCGCACCUCAAGAUGGACAGCAAGCGGCGCCAGAGUCACGCGAGCCUGUACGCAGGCUCUCGCAGAGCCAGCGCCUGUUCCCAGCUGUCGCCUUCCAAGACGGCAGGAAGCAGGGUCGGAAGUAGGGCUGGUAGCAGAGCCGGAAGCAGGAGCGGAAGCCCCGACGUUCGACGCUCUUCAGGUUUUCAGCAUCAUGGCGAGCACCACGGAGAGCGCCAUGGAUCCAAGGAUAGCGGCCACACACUGAUUGCCAGAGCUGCGGAGUCGCUCCAGAACGGCUCUCCCAAGGUGAUCGUGAAUCGGGGACGGUCCCCGUCACCACCGCCGCAAGCGUGAGCCCGCCCCCCAACGUCGCCGGCUGAGCAGCAGCAACAGCAGCAGCAGCAGCAGCAGCAGCAGCAGCAGCAGCAGCAGCAGCAGCAGCAGCAGCAGCAGCAGCAGCAGCAGCCAGUCUUGCGUCGCCCCAGCUGAACGCUCAGUGCAGAGCCACCCAACCUCCCGCUUCGUAUCUUCUCUUCCACCCACCAACACGCGGUGCUUUCAUCUCAGCCGAAAAACGCCAUAGUGCGCCUCCCGCACGCGCAUUUUGUGCGGCAUUACUCGGGCCUACGAUGUUAUACGGAAAUUGUUGAAGUGGAGAUGGCUUCCAGCAGCAGAAGCCAUACAGGACCCCACCUUACCGUGGUGCCCUGAAAAGCCCCUGUGUUCUAUACUGACAGCAGAAAGCGUUCUUGUCUGGUUUCCGGUGGCUGUCCAGUUUCUAAAACAGGCCCGAGAUGACGUUGCUCGACUUCUGUUAUUGCGCAAUCGAGCGAUACUGGUUUGCCUUUGGACAAGCCUCUCCUCAUAGGCGACUGCCUGUGUAAAUUUUUGUAUGUUUGUUUGUUUGUUUGUUUGUUUGUUUGUUUGUUUGUUUGUUUGUUUGUUUGUUUCUGAUGACCUACCCAAUGUACGUGGUAAGAUGAAGAGAAACGCUGUUUUGUCCUGAAAAAAAAAAGUUUAAAAGAAGGGAAAGCGUUUGACUAACGUCCAUUAUUAUCCCAUGGUGGAGGGUCUGCAUAUAAAAAGACAAAGCAUCAAACUUACACUUUUCUUUUUUUAAGCUGUUUACCGGUUUAGUGUUAGAGUAUCGAUGAUUUGCACUUCCAGGAAUGCAUGCCAGGAAUCACGUCACAUUGUGGGGAAUCGUACAGCCAGCAGACUGACGCAAACUUCAUGUAGCGCUAAAGUGUGCGGUUUCCUCGUGAGAUAACACGGAUGCGUUAAAAUGGAUUCCUUUGCUAUAGUGAAUGGCCAGUGCAGAACAACUGCUAAAAAUAAGAGCCAUAAGCACGUCGCAAUUAUCGCCAGAAUUCGCGUCUGCAUACGAUGCCGAUAAGGCGCUUUCGCACACUCGACCACGUGCGCGCGGGCGCACGUAUACGCGCCGUUAUUCGCGUGCUCGACUCAGCUUAAUUGAGCUUUUUCCGGCCACGCGCUAUUAUAUAACAGCUACCGGCUCACUCGUCCUGUUCCGCCGAAAAGGUGUUGUCAGGGGCCACACAUGUGUGUCUGUGUGCGCAUUCUUUCGAACUCUAGACGCUUUUAAUCAUUCAUUCAUUGAAUUCCCGCUGCCAGCCACUAGGCUCCACUUUCCAUCGCAUCAAGAAGUCCAUAUUGCUUAAUGCAAACUCCAAACAUCUCUGUGGCACUGUCAGGUUGAAUGACAUAAACCACCUAUUGCGACUUGGCCUUCCAUAUAGGAUACCGGCAGCACGAGUAAAUGUUUAAUGGGGUCUGCCUUAACGGUUGUUCGAACAAGCAGUGUUAACGCUUCUCAAGGCAAGAAACGGUGAAAUCCGAAGCUGGUAAUUUCAAAAACGCUCACCGAGUCAUACACAACGUUAACCUAGCAACCAGAUGCCGAUUGAGCCUUUAACUUGUCUACAAACAUACGUGUUGCUCAGCAAAGCUUAUGUAUAAUUUGUUUCGCAUCCGAAAAAAGUUUUAAAUAUACGUUUGAUUAUAAAGCGGUUCUUAUUCAGAUUAAUCACAGUUGCCUAAAAGAUACGGACAAGUCUGAAAUAACGUUUAGAAUUCGAAAAAAAAUCAUAUUCGAUCUUUGGCAAUAUUUAUGGAUGUCAUAGCAUUCAAUGACAUUAAUCCGAGACGCGUAGCUCCUACUCCAAUAUUGACAGUGUUAAGGGACUCGGUUAUUCAAUCACGUUAUUUAUUAGCUCCGUUCGUAACGUUGUAAUUCACAUUAACUACUAGUACCGCUUCGCAUAUUGGGUUGAUCGUGAAGAUCUUGCUUGGAGGAUUCCUUAAUGUGACUUGACAUUCACGAGGGUGAAACGACUAUUCACAUUUGUCACCAUGUCCAUUCAUAGGUCAUGUUGAUAAUGCAGAAGAGGAAACUGGCAAAGAGCAAUGAAAACAUAGCUCGCCCUAUGCUUGUCAUAUUUAGAAAAUAGGAACCGCGCAACUCUUGUAGCAUUUCUUUUUCCAGCAUUAAUUAAUACAUAAGUCCAAGGAAUUCACAUUUCUUCUCUUGUUGUCGCAAUACAUCGACGAGCACUUGAAAUGGCGCCUAAAGCCCUGUAUCCUCUUUACUGAUAGGCAUACAACAAGCAUUACCAGUCUGUAAUGAAAUCAGUAUCCUGUUGAAUUGUAACUUAUAGGCACAAUGUAUAACACCUGUUUAUCACAAAUGACAUAUAAAGAGGGAAGCAGUACUUUUUCAAAGUAAUAGGCCAGUGAUCGUUCGUUCAGCUUCAAAUACCUUUAAGCGAGGAUGCACAAAGAAAGAUUAAAAAACUAAGAUUAUGGGUAGCAAAAAUAUUUAAAACUAGGUGUUUCCGUUUGUCGAAUUCGCGUAUUCUCAAGUUAAUUGUCUGUACCAUCGUUAUGAAGAUGUUGCAACACGCCCUUUCAACUAAAAUAAAGUGAGCCCGUUAAACAUGCAGGGUUGCUUUCUUGGCGCAAAGGCGACGGUGCAUCAUCUCUUGUUAGGUUUAUAAGAAAAAACCAACAUGCAUGCUUUUAAGGGGUCUUACAUUUUCACAAACACUCGGAAGUUAAACGCUACGAAGAAUCAUUACGUGAGCUUAACAAUGUUGUUAACAAUGCCACAGAAUCGAGGGCUUUAUCCCACCAUCCUUAUGGCGCCAUUACCCCAAAUAACAAAUUUUCACAAAAUUCUGGAUUUCUGCGUGCCAAAACCAAGAUCUGUUUGCGAGACACGCCGUAUUGGAGGACUACGGAUUAAUUCACGCCACCUGGGGUGUUUAAACGUGCAUCUAAACAUUAGUACACGAACGUCUUUUUACAUUCCGCCCUCAUCGGAAUGCGGCCGUCGCGGUCGCGAUUGAACCCGCGAUCUCGAGCUCAGCAACGCAAUGUCAUAGCCACUAAGUUACCACGGUUGGUUACAACAGAUCAUUACCCGCUUUCUUCUCUUUCUUUUAUCAUGAUGUCCUAUUCUUAAAUGGAUUUGUAAGUUGCCCAGCCAAUGUGCUAUUCAAUCUAUUAAUUGCGAAAGCGCUAUGAGAUCGGUUGCACUUCUCUGCGAAGACUUGCUAAGUGAGAUUCAUCCGGAAUAUCCAAAAUGAGCGUCGCUCGUGCUUGUGGCGUAGCGCGUGUCCUCGCGGAUCUUUUCACGCCACGUUGUAAAUUUUUACCGCCAGCGACACAUACUCCAUUCCCUUCCUGCAAACAUUCCAACUUGCAGGUUGAAACACGUUACUCGUUAGCUUGUGCAUGUUUUGUUGCCUUUGCACGUACAAAAGCUUUCCUUGCCUGUUUUGUUGAAAGUGAAUGUUGAUGUUAAGAAAUAUAUUGCAGCAAAUUGUUAUGUACCCAAGUGCAAGAAACAACGUUAUAUUUCGUCCAAAAGUUUGAGAAAUGCAUCUCAAUCAAAAUUUGAUGCAAUACCCCAUCAUGAUUUGCUUGCUCGUUGACAAAUGGGACACAUAGUGACAGUCAACAUCCGCACUGUCAACAUAAAACAAGUGCAUUUUGAAAUGUUUAAACAGCAACUGAGACUGGUUGGGGAAAAAAAAUCAACAAUUUUCUUCUCGUCGCCACAAAGGAUCCAUCCAACUUCGUGAAAUUCCAGUGGCUUUACGUACCUGUAGGCAUCGAGGCUACCCCAACUAUAUUCUGUGUUUUGUAAAUCUCUUUUUAUAAUCUUAUUUAUUCUCACUGAAGGCAUUAGUGGAAAUUAUUGCCUUACUCACAGUUGUCAUAUUGAGUUAGUGAUUAUAUGCAGUGCGGAGUAUUCCCUUGCCCUUCUUUAAACGUUGGGCACAGAAUUGCAAAGCCCUCUUCAAUUAUGAAAUUCCAGUGUUUACUUCCAACUGCAAAGCUUUCUUAAAUGCUAGCACUAAACGACGAAUACUUCAGGGAACGGCGAAAAUUAUGAAGUAACUAGCGCACAGAACAAAAGGGUCACACGUAUGACGUUGUGUUUGUUGUGACACAGAAACUGGCGCUUUGUGCCAGCGAAAAGCCACUGCAGAGUCUCCAGCUGUUUACUUCUCUCAGCUAUUUCACUCGAAAGUUCUUUAACCGCUGUAAUACAUAUCCACAAACAGAAGUUAGAUAGAAACCAGUUCUUUGUUUCGAAUAAUCGUGAGGACUUUAGCUACGAUGUGACCAUGCCACAUAAAACCCAGAAUGUUUUCGUGAACUUUCUGUGGGCAUUCUGUGUCAUUCGAUAAUUAUACCGAACUCGUCGCAGUUUAUUCGCUACAAGCACUACUAUCUGCUAAACAAGAGUUAUGCGCCUGUAUUGAAGUUUUUUUAGCCCCCAUCACUGCCUAUAUGUCUGUCUGGAUACAGGGAAGGUUAAUAAAACCCACUAUGAAGUUCUUGUACCAACAAAUGAAAGUGAACAUGCCCGGAAAAAAAAUGGUUGAACCAAGUUGACUUUCUUAAGCAGUCUGGUCAUCAUUUCAUUAGGAGAACCUCUUUCUGGUUCCUGCGUUCUCUUAUGAAAACCUAGGCCGGCCUGUUUGAUUCGUCAAAGCCUACUCAUAUUCUUUUCUUUAUUUCAUAUUUAGUAAAAUCAAUAAGAAAUCAAUAGAUAUAUUUUUGUUGUUAUAGCCAAUGUGCUGCUACCAUCAACGUUCUUGCAUCACGGGCACCUUUUGUUCUGUUAACAAAUUGAUCUUUUUUGUGCUACUUGCCAAAAUUUACAAUUAGAGUAUUUGCCCGCAUAUCAUGGAAGUACCUCAGAAAUAGUCACAAUGUUACGUACUGGACCGUUAAUUUCUCAGAACGCUUUACGAGCUCGUCAUUGUUUUCUUCUUGGCACGAUACGACACGGUCAUGUUAAGCGAAUACGAACAAUAUCAGACAAUGGCCAGAAGUUCCUUUACCUUAAGGUGCACCGCAAGCACGCGCAGGCAACUCCAUGCACCGUCAUCAGUGCACGAGCAUUCGUCCAACAGCCCGGGCUCGACUUGAAGGCGUAGUUUGGCGUAUAGUGAAUGCUAGUGCUUCCCGUAUACCACUGUCGGUGCGUCCUUUUGUGCACAAUUUCUUUGAGAGGAGUAUUCGAAGGUCGCCUUUCAUCGACCGAAAUACACAUCCUGGUCUAUCCGGCUCAUUGAGUUUAACGAUGGUGUGCCACGCGUGCGGCGUACCGAUCGACUCCUUACGUGCCCCAUUGCUCGCCGGUCAAGGGGAGAAACAAAAGUACGGUGUGAAAGCGGCAAGUGAACACUUCUCGAGCGAAGCCGGUCAUGCACUUGCUUUUCGCACAACUCGCCAAUUUUCUCUUGACUGCGAAAAGUUGCUGCAGUCUGUAGUUCUAUUUCUCUGAAAUUUUACGUUAAUUACCCUUUUUCUUUAUCUGAAAUGACAGUGCUAAGCUCUUAUAAAGGCUAAUCCACUGCAUCUCAGAGACAAGCUUGCGCGAACAGGAAAGCAAGUAGCACCGCAAAACAGAGGUUAAAAUGUUCAGCUUUGGAGAUUUUGUCGCUCAUUCAUGCAGGGGCUGUUGGUGGUUCGGCACGACGAAAUAAAGGCCCCAGGAAACAGAGCAAGCGCCUUUCGCGCAAUGUUUCGCCCAUCUUAUCGUACAUCUUAUCUGGGAAGAUUAUGAAAGUGCGAUAUAUGUAAUGAAAUGAAGUAAUGGCCUACGAAAAUUAGGCGAGAUAGAAGUCCACUGUACGGAAGGUCAAGAAUAAAUACUUUGGCUUUCAAGAAGAAUUAAAAGUUUACGGUUUAUACCGAUCAAGCAAAGCACUCGAUGCAAGUAAUACCUCAUCUUAACGCACUUCAAAAUUUUCUUCCUUUCUAGGUCUCAGUUAUUCAGUCUAAGACUAACAUGCAUCGCAUAUACUUGCUCAAAGCAAGCAUUCAAGCAUCCAAUCCCUCGAGGCAAUGCAAGCAUGCCUGUAGUCGUGCUCUCACAGACCAUUAUGAAACAGAAAAGUGACACAAUAGUGCUACGUCCGGACACUUGGAAUGAAGGCUGUCGUCACUGAUGAUGUUGAUAACGAAUAUAGUUAGUGACGCCAUAACAUUUCUGAUCAUAAAGAAGUACUGCCUUAUGACAUGGAUAGAGUUUAAGCAUUGCGUUGGGGGGGGGGGAGGGGGGGGGCGUCCAGCAUUCAGCAAUCAGGAGCCACUGCAUCUAAGCCAGUAAGAAAAUGUUUGCAGAACAUCGUGGCUCGUUGAUCACUACUUCAAGCAGCGUGCUAAACUGGUCCAGAAUAAAACUAGCAAGUCGGUUGCGGCAGACGCUUGCGUGAUUUUGGUUCUUUGGUCGUGAAGUAGCCCGCUACAACGUAAGCUACACACGCUAGCUUACCACCUCCCACCGUUUUCAACACCACUCGGUUUCUUAGCGCAGCGUUUUGCGGCGUAGUGUUACCAUCGCUCUCCGAAAUCCAACUUGGAUUGGUCGGAUGCUUACAAGUUACUAAUUUCCUAUCGGACGACCUCAAAUUCGGUGCAGACAAAAUGAAGGUACGAAUUGAGGCUUUUCGUUAAUGCUUACCACGUGGCUGCUUGUAAAAGGCGCAGGCUACAUGCCGUAAGCCAAUGUCAAUUCAUAUGAUUGUGAACUCCCAAAGUCACUCUAGUUGAACUAGAAUUGUGAACUCCCAAAGUCACUCUAGUUGAAGAGCUACGUGACUGGGCAAUACCGCAGACCGCAAUACCGCACCGAUGGAUUUGGGAGCCGGUUCUAACGCCAGAGCUCAAACAUGGAGAUAAUCACUGAGAAAAUACUUCUCCGGUUUAGAGUGCGGCAGCGAUGAUGUGUUGCUAGAAACUUUCAUUUCGUUACGGGAACUGGACCAUGGAAUCCAUGUCCUUUAGAAGUGUUUCACCAACCCAAACGCAGUAAUAAUGACAUAACUGGUUCACGAAUAUUUUGGGUAUGAUUUUCCAAAACAACGAGUGCAGGUGGGGUAGUGACAGAGAACCGCUUAACCUUUUAAUGCAAAGCCUUAGUAAAUUUUCAAUGCCGAGUAUCUUUAGAAUAUGACACAGAAACUUCGUUUAUAUCUGCUCGUAUACAGAAAAGAGCAAUCGCGCAUUAGUUCUUUCUACUAGCACUUCCGAUUUUCGCACCGUAGGAAAUAGAAACCAUUUUCUUAUGUGACAGCUUAUAGGACACUUUUAUUUUAAUGCUUCAUGUAAAUACCCGAGGACAAAUUAUUGUAAAUACUAAGUCCUUUUGCAUCCUCACACACACACACACACUCUCUCUCAUGCCCUCAACAUAGGUUAGCGAUGCUCAUUUGCCCAGAAAGGUUUCCCAGGGGCAAAAUGAUGUUCUGUAAUAUUUAUUUUUCACGAUCAUUUGAUAAGUUUUAAUGAUUUUUGUGGGUGUAGUCUUUAUUUCCGCAGGGUGCUCAAAAGGACUCGUAUUUUACCAGUAAAAAUAAUCUUAAUAACCCUUCAGAGAGCUCUCUUUCAGACACUUUAAAAUUAUGUAAUAAAGCUUGCUGCGCUUGGCUUUGCAUAACACGAAAACAUUCAAUAACCAAACGGCACUUGGACGCCGCACUGUCAUGGAGAGGAAUAGCCGAGAUGAGGCUAAGGCCUGAACCAACGCUAUCGGAAACCUUUGCGAAAUAUUACUGUAUUUGGCUUGAGUACUCUCAGGCAGGUUAUCUUGUUCAUCAUAGCAAUGGUUUCCAAACGCCCUACGUUAAAGUGUAAACAUUCACUGAAUUUGACACAGAAGCGUAAUGAACUUGAGCCAGCUUUUCAAAGCUUUUUCGCUCAUACUAAGGGGCAAUGUGCAAAUGUGCCGCUGCCAUAUUGUGUUGAAAAAGCACUGCAGAAAGACCAUGCAGCAGGGCAGCUUCUUUUGUUUUUCAAAGCAUGAGCCAUGGUUUCUUAUUACCAGGUUGGCUAAGAAGGCAAGGUGUUCAUUCAAGGUAAAAGUGCAAAAUGAAAUAACCAUUCUCGAACGUAGCUUCAAUACGUGUACUGACCUCCCUUGCAGACUCCUUUCUACGAAGACAAUGUAAUAGCUUCGAGAGCACAGCUACACUGAUGCCUCCUAUCACUGAGGAAGCAUUACUCUUUUGAAAGAAGGAUGUCCUUUUGAGAACAUAGACUGCGCCGCUCCUGCAACAAUAGUAGGUCGUUUUCAACGCACUAUGAUAUGCCGCACAACAAGCGAUAGAACCAAAUACAAACUCUAGCCCUUACUACAUGAAUGCCAGGACAACGCCAUUUCGCUGCCGUGUUAGGUAACCCUUACAGUGCCCACGCAAAGAUGCCAGAAUCAUCUUUCAAAUACACAGCCUGCCGAUAAGUCCUGUCAUUACAUAAGCAGUUUUCUUCCACCAAGUAGCUUGGUUCACGUUUUUUCAUGGCAUCAUUGUGACAACAAACGAGGUUCAUUAACCAAACAACACCGUUGUCACCCCCCCCCCCCUCCCCGUUAUGCGUACCACAUGCAAGCGUUAAAAUGUAACGAAAGAUGAGUGAAUCCCCCUUUAAAAAAAUUGGUGUGAGAUUCUUUAGGCCACCUACAAACGCGUUGUUGAGGGCUUUAUGUGGCCAAUUGAAUGUCACAGAACAAUUUUUGUAUAAAGACGCAUUACUCGUGACCACCAAGUGACAUGCCUGAAGCGGAAAAUGUAUUAUGUACAGUAGCCUAUUUAGGCAUGCAAAAAAGCUUAUGUCCUUCCAGCAUAAAGUUUCGUAAUUGUCCUAUAGGAAAGUGAGUGUUAUUUGUUAUUUUUUUAACAUUGCGACAUUGCAUUCACAAGUUACAUCAGCGAAGCCCCUUGAUACGGAGUAUCGAUAGAUUUAUUGUUAAAUUGAUGCAGUCGCAGAGUUGAUAAGGUACAAGCAACUGCUAUAGCCUGUACUGACGAGAAGCCAACCACAAGGCGACUUCAUUCACUCAUGUUUCACUGAAUGUUUUUUUUUUUUCUUUCGUAAAAUGUCGCUCAUGGACAUCUAAAUCCGGUACAAUAUUAUUUAUUUUAUACAAUUUACUUGUAUAUAUUCAGUUCCUUUAUGGGCGCACGAAACUUAUGGUGAAAUAAGAGCCCGCUGGAAUGCUGAGGUCAAAAACGAGCCUUUCUGCAUGCCUAACGCCUUCAUAAACACCCUAGACGUUGCCGUCGUUCUUCAAUACUUUUUACACUGUCUGUAUGGUUGCCAGCCUAAGUUUUGUUGCGUGUGUAAAGAUGUGCCUCUCUGCAGUGUAUUGCGUCCGCUGCGAAACCGUGCACCUCCAUAAAAAAUGGCGAGUUCUUUGUUCCAGAGCCUACUUUAUGUUAGUUACCGAGAGUUUCCUUCCAUUUUUUAUAUGGCUCCUUUUGCACCAUCGCGAAGAUACAGUGAUACAUUCUACUACUACCAAUACUAUGUACAUCUCACGCCUUCAUGACAUUAAAGGAACAGAUUUCCGUUUUUCUUACCUGAUACCCAA
Dermacentor andersoni is the source of this 11160-nucleotide messenger RNA. It is a transcript of the gene jus, whose product is annotated as EB domain-containing julius seizure protein. The record is from RefSeq and is a predicted model, not a curated record. Lineage: Eukaryota; Metazoa; Arthropoda; Arachnida; Ixodida; Ixodidae.